UCUCAUCUUUUGGUUUUCCAGAUCUUUCAACCCCAACAUCCAUCAUGGAGGGCAAGCGUGUCUGGGCGCCAAACACCAACGAGGGCUACGAGCUCUGCGACAUUGUCGAUUUCGCAGUCGAGACCAUCACUGCCCAGCCCGUCUCUGGCGGUGGCGCGGCUCGAGAGGUCUCGUACGAUCGCGUCUUCCCCGCUGACGACGCGGACAACAAUGAUGUCGACGACAACUGCGCGCUCAUGUUCUUGAACGAGGCGUCGCUGCUGCACAACCUGCGCAAGCGUUAUGCCAAGGGUGCCAUCUACACGUACACUGCCAACAUUUUGAUUGCCGUCAACCCGUACGCCUCGCUGCCCAUCUACGACGGCAAGUCGAUUGAGCGCUACCGCGGCAAGUCGCUUGGUGUUGAGCCUCCGCACGUGUUUGCCAUUGCCGACAAGGCGUACCGCGACAUGAAGGCGUCCAAGACCAGCCAGUCCGUCAUUGUCUCUGGUGAGUCUGGUGCCGGCAAGACCGAGUCGACCAAGUACAUUAUCCGCUACCUGACCGACUCGCUCUCGUCCAGCGGCGACCUCGAGCAGCGCAUUCUCCAGGCCAACCCGAUUCUCGAGUCGUUCGGCAACGCCAAGACCACCCGCAACUACAACUCGUCGCGCUUUGGCAAGUUUGUUGAAAUCCACUUUGACUCGAAGUCCACGGUUUCGGGCGCCUACAUUUCCCACUACCUGCUCGAAAAGUCCCGCAUCGUCUCCCAGGCGUCGGAGGAGCGCAACUACCACAUCUUUUACCAGAUGUGCCACGGCGCCCCCGCAGACAUGGCUGGCGCGCUCGGCCUCUCGACCCCCGACAAGUUCCGCUACCUCAAGUCGGGCACCACCACCCCGCUCAAGGGCCUCGACGACAAGGGCGACUUCCUCAAGCUCACCACGGCCAUGGGCUUGAUUGGCAUGUCGCAGGAGGAGCAGGUCAACAUUUUCAAGACUGUCGGCGCUGUGCUCCAGCUCGGCAACAUUGACUUUGAGGAGAGCACCAAGGACAACAAGGGCGGCUCGGAGGUUGCCGGCAGCUCGAUCACUGUCGCGACCGCCGUCGCCAACCUGCUCGGUGUCAACGUGGACGACCUCAAGGAGAAGCUCUGCUCGCGCGUCAUGUCGACCACCCGCGGUGGUGCCAUGGGCACCAUCUACAAGGUGCCCCUCAAGACUGGCGAGGCCUCGUCGGCUCGUGACGCCAUGGCCAAGACCAUCUACUCGCGCCUCUUUGACUGGAUUGUCGCCCGUGUCAACAAGUGCUUCCCCUUCAGCGAGUCUGUCAACUACAUUGGUGUCCUCGAUAUUGCCGGCUUUGAGUUUUUCCAGCACAACUCGUUUGAGCAGUUCUGCAUCAACUUUUGCAACGAGAAGCUGCAGCAGUUCUUCAACGAGAAGGUGCUCAAGCAAGAGCAGGAGAUCUACGCCAAGGAGGGCAUCACCUACCGCGAAAUUGAGUACUUGGACAACCAGGACGUCAUCGACAUGAUUGAGGACAAGAAGGAGGGCAUUCUCGCCGCCCUCGACGAGGAGGCCAAGCUGCCCACCCCGCUCGACAAGCACUUCUCCCAGACGCUGCACAACAAGUUCAAGAAGCACUUCCGCUUUGUCUCGCCCAAGAAGAGCAAGGUCCCCUCGCAAAAGAAGCUGACCGACGACGAGGCCUUUAUGAUUCGUCACUACGCCGGUGCCGUCUGCUACGAAGUUGUCGGCUUUGUCGACAAGAACAACGAUGCCCUGCACGCCGAUCUCGAGAUGCUGCUGGACGAGACCAAGGACGCCUUCAUCAAGGAGCUCUUCAGCAAGCCUGCCUCCGCGGAGGGCGACGCCAAGGACUCUGGCAAGGACAAUGGCAAGCGCGCCAAGCUGCACUUUGAGUCGGUCGGCAAAAAGUUCUCGAGCCAGCUCACCGAGCUCAUGGACAAGCUCCGCGCCACCCGCUCCAACUUUGUCCGCUGCAUCAAGCCCAACCUCAAGAUGCUGCCCAACAUUUUCAGCGGUGCCGAAAUUCUGUCGCAGCUGCAGUGCGCUGGCAUGGUUGAGGUGCUGACGCUUCUCCAGGGCGGCUACCCGUCGCGCACGGCCUUUUCGGAUUUGUACGAAAUGUACAAGGGCUUCCUGCCCGCCAAGCUCUCCUCGCUGGACCCCCGCACGUUCUGCCAGGCGCUCUUCAAGGCGCUCGGCAUGGACGAGACCCACUUCCAGUUUGGCAUGUCCAAGGUCUUUUUCAAGUCUGGCAAGUUUGCCGAGUUUGACAAGAUGACCAAGGCCGACCCAGAGAACCUCAAGGCGCUUAUCGAGACUGUCACACGGUGGCUUGUUCGCAAGCGCUGGCGCAAGGUCAUUUUCGGCGUCUUGUCGACCAUCAAGCUCCAACGAAAGAUCACCUACCGCGGCAACGCUGCGCUGCUUGUCCAGAGCGUCAUUCGUCGCUUUAACGCACAAAACAAAAUCCGCCCGCGCAUCCGCGCUCGCCGCGAGCUGCUCGCCAUCCAGGAGCACCUCAAGAUUGUCAACGACAUUAUCAGCAAGCUCAAGAAGGACGGCGACAAGUUCACCAAGAAGCUCAAGCCUGUCGAGGACUCUAUCGAGGAGGUUUCCAAGGGCCUCUGGACGAUCGACCCCAAGACGAUCUUUGCCAAGCUGAAGGAUGCCAACGACGAGAUUGCCCGCCAACUCACCGAGCUCAAGUCCAAGAAGAAGGAGCAGGAGGAGGAGGAGCGUCUGCGCAAGCUCGCCGAGGAGAUGGAGAAGGAGCGUCUCCGCAAGGAAGAGGAGGAGCGCAAGCGUCGCGAGCUCGAGGAGGAGCUCCGAAAGAAGGCCGAGCUCGAGGCUGCCCGCAAGAAGGCCGAAGAGGAGGAGCGCAAGCGCCAGGAGGAGCUCCGCAAGCAGCGCGAGGCCGAGGCUGCCAACAAGAAGCUCCAGGAGAAGCUCGAAAAGGAGCGCCAGGAGGAGCUGCAGCGCAAGCAGCAAGAGGAGCAGGAGAAGCGCGAUCUCGAGCUCGCCGUCCGUGUUGCCGAGGACACGUCGCAGGGCAAGGAUGUCCUCGAAGAUGCUCGCAAGGAGGAGGAGAAGCGCCAGAAGGAGGCCGCCAAGGGCAAGGAGAAGAAGAAGGGCAAGCACGAUCUGUCCAAGUGGAAGUACGCCGAGCUCCGCGACACGAUCAACACGUCCGUCGAUCUCGAGCUGCUCGAGGCCUGCCGCGAGGAGUUCCAUCGCCGCCUGAAGGUCUACCACGCCUGGAAGAUGAAACACAUGAAGAAGAACAUGGCGACCAACGCUGCCACGUCGGGUCCCGGUGGCGCGCAAGCUGCCGAGGUCGUUGCCGAGGAAGACCAGCGUGCCCCGUCCGAAGUGCUCGAGAACGCUGCCGAAAUCAACGACACUGGCGCUCCCCCGCCGCCACCACGCACUGCCAGCAAGGCCGAGAACCGCGAGCAGCGCUACUUUAAGAUCCCGUUCAUCCGACCUUCCGACCAGAACGCUGCCAACAAGGCCAAGAUGUACAAGAAGAAGGGCUGGUGGUACGCCCACUUUGAUGGCCAAUGGAUUGCCCGUCAGCUCGAGUGGCACCCCGAGAAGGACCCCGUUCUCCUGCUCGCUGGCCGCGACGACCUCGAGAUGUGCGAGCUUUCGCUCGAGGAGACUGGUCUGUGCCGCAAGCGCGGUGCCGAGAUUCUGGUCGAGGAGUUUGACGAGGCUUGGACCAAGUAUGGUGGCGAGCCCUGGACGCCUGCCUGGAAGGAGAAGGCUGCCAAGAGCAAGAAGAAGUAAACACCAAACAAGAGACAACCUGCGUUUCUUUCAGCCAAGGAGUUAUUUAGUUUUGUGCAAUCACUUCACUUAUUUUUCUGUGCCUCGCUCUGACUGGCUUCCUUUAUUCCUUUGUUCGUUUGAUCUGUGUUUUUUUGCCUUGUUUUUGCUUUGUCUUUGCGUGUCAUCUGCUGUUUCACACUUGAGCCUUUGUUGCAUUUUGACUUGUAAUAAUUUCAUUGUGUCUCGUCUCG
Capsaspora owczarzaki ATCC 30864 is the source of this 4033-nucleotide messenger RNA. Its product is annotated as myosin-VI. Gene Ontology annotation, biological process: endocytosis; actin filament organization; vesicle transport along actin filament. Gene Ontology annotation, cellular component: endocytic vesicle; cytoplasm; myosin complex. NCBI's taxonomy places the organism in Eukaryota, Filasterea, Ministeriida, Capsasporidae. Gene Ontology annotation, molecular function: ATP binding; actin filament binding; microfilament motor activity. Bases 45 to 3800 code for a protein of 1251 amino acids. The record is from RefSeq and is a predicted model, not a curated record. The transcript is spliced from 3 exons.